Branchiostoma floridae (Florida lancelet) is the source of this 2808-nucleotide messenger RNA. RefSeq names its product peroxiredoxin-6-like. Lineage: Eukaryota; Metazoa; Chordata; Leptocardii; Amphioxiformes; Branchiostomatidae. The transcript has 6 exons. The record is from RefSeq and is a predicted model, not a curated record. Gene Ontology annotation, molecular function: peroxiredoxin activity. Bases 117 to 785 code for a protein of 222 amino acids. Gene Ontology annotation, biological process: cellular oxidant detoxification; cell redox homeostasis. Gene Ontology annotation, cellular component: cytosol; mitochondrion.
CGUGUCUGCCCGGGCCCCUCCCACUUUUUCUUACCGAAGACUGCACACUUGCAAGAGACCGUGCCACGUUUUUCCAGCGUUUCUUUCACUUUUAGCACACGAGAAGAACCGUCAACAUGCCGCCACUCAACCUGGGAGAUGAGAUGCCCAACAUGACCGUCGUCACCAACGAAGGGACGAUCAAGAUGCACGAUUUUCUGGCUGAUUCCUGGGCCAUCCUGUUCUCCCACCCCCGGGACUACACCCCUGUGUGCACCACCGAGCUGGGCAGGGCCUGCACCCUGGCGCCCGAGUUCGCCAAGCGGAAGGUCAAGAUGAUUGCCCUGUCCUGCGACGACGCAGACAGCCACAAUGGCUGGAUCAAGGACGUGCAGUCCCAUGCCAACCACAAGGGGGACUUCCCGUACCAGAUCAUCGCUGACGAGAGCCGGGAGGUCGCCAAGAAGCUGGGAAUGAUCGACCCUGAUGAGUCAGCAGCUGCCGGCAUGCCUCUCACCUGCAGGGCUGUGAUGAUCUUUGGUCCUGACAAGAGGCUGAAGCUGUCCAUGCUGUACCCUGCCACUACCGGGAGGAACUUCACUGAGAUCCUGCGUGUGAUCGACUCUCUGCAGCUGACUGCUACCAAGAAGGUGGCCACUCCUGUGGACUGGACGGUGGGAAGCAAGUGCAUGGUGGUGCCAUCUGUCAAGAAGGAGGAAGAGGCCGGCCUAUUUCCCAAGGGGGUGGAGACUCUGGACGUCCCCUCCGGAAAGGGCUACCUGCGCAUGACCCCCCAGCCGGAAUAAAUGGUUUCUCCCAAAGAACCCUCAACCAUCCAAAGUUCUGGCUCGAGUCUUGUUGUCUUUUUUUCAGACAGUCUUUAAUCAUCUCUACAGCAAGGCCAUGAUCUUACAUUGCUCGAAUUAAGCGCAGAUUAUCAGCCAAAUUUCAGCUUGUUUUUGAAAUGUACAUUUAACGUUACCUUCCUCUCAAAGAUUAUCUUUAAAUAUGUGAUGCUAGUUCACCUUAAUCUGUGGGGUAACCUAGAUUCUUUGUUUUUAAAAAAAUGGGUAUUUAGAGAUUUUAGGUCAACGACCUGGGUUUCAAAUGUCAACAUUUUCAAGAUAUUGCAAUGUGAAACUACUUUCCAUCGAGUUAAGGAUCCCUAAAUACCCUAUUUUUCUAUACAACAGAUAUAGGUUACCCUACAGAUAAAGGUGAACUAAUAACGUUAGAACAAAACCAAAAGAAAAUACCUGCUAUAGCCUAACAACUAUUUUUGAUCCAGAGUAUUAGGUCUAUAUUUAAGUAUAUAACCAUUGACGAUAAUUGCCAUGGGAUUUAUGCUAGUCUAAGUAACUACAUAAGAAUAAGGGCAGAAGGUUAACAUUAUGCCAUUGGUAAUUAUAGAAUUUAGGCUUUUAGUGAUUACCUCUAGUCUAAUACCCAAAAUACUGGAAUCCCCAGAUGAUAAUCAGCUUGUUAAAAACAGCAUUAAGCAAUUGUGACCUCUAAUACUUCUACGUUUCAACACCCCUAACCCAUAGGGGGGUCAGAAGAUGUUCCAACAACCCCUGGUCGGAACAUACAAUGUCUUGUCAUCAGUGACUCCAGACUGAGUGCCUGCCAUUCUGCUAGCUAGCCAUGCUUAUACAGGAAAAGAUCCUGUAGUUAAGCUAAUAUGUAUAAUCUACAGAAUAGUGAAGGUAUAACGUCAAUCAUAAGCUCUUUAAUGUUUUUUUGCGUGAGAAUGCUCUCUGUUCCAUCUGUACUUCAGCUGUAAAAUCAUGUGAAGACUGACCUUGCAUGACCCCAAAGAGUCUCAGCUGCCAACAGAUUUAGAACUGGUCUCAUCCUGAUGUUUUCUGUCAGAGUUGGUCUCACCAUGGAGUUCUGUAUGGUCCAGAGCUUAUCAAUUAGAAUAAAGUGUUUUCAUGAAAGAUGGAAUGAAUGGAACUAACAUAGAAGUGGUCUCACCAUGAGGUUUCUAUCAGAGGUGGUAUCACAAGGACCAGAGCUUAUAACCAAGAGACUUUUUUUUCAUGAUGUUAGGAAGAAAGGGAAUAAAUGCUGUGGAACUAAAGAAAUGGAACUGGUCUCAUGUUGUCGUUUCGAUCAGUGUAUCAGCAUGACGUUUUAUGGGGCCAGAGCUUACAACUAAUAGAAUGAAUGUUGUUUAUCAAAAGAUAGAAUGGGACAAACAACUUAAGAAUAAGUAAAAGAAUAACAUCUCUACAAGAGGAUGAGUUACAGCUAGGGCUGGUUAUCGGUACAGCGUACCGGUACAAAACCGGCUUUUCUUAUUGGACCGGUCCAGAAAAACCGGACCUGAAAAAAUUAGGUGGACCGGAUGUUGGACCGAUUAGAAAAUUAACAUAUUAUUUAAGAAAAUGACAAGAGUGAAGUAGAGUAGAGUUUAUAGUAAUUUCUACCAAGGUUUACAGUCAAUCGUACAGGUGCAGUAAGCGUUGUAGGAUUUUAAAACGCCAGUGUAAGUCUAAUACUCCGCCAAACAGAUUUCUUUGUAGUGAAAUGGACAAUUGGUAUGAGUCAUACUGAAUCAGGUUCAGGUCCGGACCUGGACCUGAUCCUUUGGACCUGAACCGGACCUGGACCUGAAUUUUCUGUACCGGUACCCAGCCCUAGUUACAGCAGUACAGCUUUUUUGGCCCUUCAUCCAGGUUCUGUAAAGCAACAGCCUGAAGGUGUGUCUUCUGUUCACAUUCCAACAUGGUGGCUCUGGUUCAAAUUACAUGGAAUGACUAACAUGCUAUUAUGAUGAGUGUUCAGCUUUUUGAAAUAAAGCAAGUGUCCAUGAUUUCCACUGGA